Acanthosepion pharaonis is the source of this 2097-nucleotide messenger RNA. The record is from the annotation of a GenBank genome assembly. NCBI's taxonomy places the organism in Eukaryota, Metazoa, Mollusca, Cephalopoda, Sepiida, Sepiidae.
AUGUGUUUCCUUGACUUCUUUUCAAGCAAUCCGUGUUCACUUCACGGCGCCCAACUUGCUUCUUUCAUACCAAGCCAGCAAAGUUCAUUUUUCUACGAUGAUGAUGAUGACUUCUUUUUCCUUCUUUCUUUUUUUCGACAAACAUUCUUGUCUUUUUUUCUUUCUUUCCUUUUUAUUUCUUUUUUUUUUUUUGACAAUCACUCUUUUUAUUGCUAUCUUUAUCACCGUUUCUUUCUUUUUUCUUUCUUUUUUUCUUUCUUUUUAAUUAUCCUUUUUUUUCAAAUAUCCUUUUUAUUUAUUUCUUUUUUUAACAAUUACUCUUUUCUUUCUUUUUUGACAAGCAUCUUUUCUUUUAUUAUUUAUCUUUCUUUCUUUCUUUCUUACAAGCACCUUUUUACCUUUUUAUCUUUAUUUCUUUCAUUUGCUUUCUUUUCUUUUUACAAGCACGCUUUUCUUCUCUUUUUGACAACCCGAAAGGUCACACGACAGGACACUAAAUACGCCUCCGUGGUACAAGCCUUACCAGCAUCAGUCGUUGAAGAAGUGGAAGACAUCCUUCUCAAUACCCCGGACCAACUCCCGUACACCUGCCUCAAAGAAGCCAUCCUGAAACGAACUGGACGUUCGGACGAAGACCUCAUCAGAGACUUAUUCUCCAAUGUGUCUCUCGGCGAUAGGACACCAUCCCAGCUCCUCCGCCUUUCAAUGAAAUACUUGCUUCGCAGUUGUCCCCUCCUUUUCCUUUUCUCUUUAACUUUCCUAAUGGAGUCUCGUCACAAAAACCUUGCGCAAAAAUUGUUUGACGUUGGAUGUGUGAAAUUUGGAUGUUUCACACUAAAAUCCGGAAUACAAGCCCCCAUUUACUUUGACUUAAGAGUCAUUGUUUCGUUUCCCCAAAUUUUGAGCGAUGUUGCUGACUUGAUGUUUGAAAUGCUUCCUGAAGAUAAACGUAAUUUCUCUCGAAUAUGUGGUGUGCCUUACACUGCACUUCCUAUUGCAACAUGCAUCUCUCUGAAGCAAAAUAUUCCAAUGUUGAUCAAGAGGAAAGAAGCCAAAGAUUAUGGUACCAAGAAAAUGGUUGAAGGCAUAUUUAACAAGGGAGACAAGUGUCUUAUUAUUGAAGAUGUUGUCACUAGUGGCAGUAGUAUCUUGGAGACAGUACAGUCCUUACAGACAAUCGGUGUGGAAGUUACUGAUGCUGUUGUUUUACUGAAUAGAGAACAGGGAGGUGAAGCUAACAUCACCAAAAAUGGCAUCACUUUGCAUAGCGUGUUUACUAUGUCUCAGAUUAUGGAUGUUUUGAGAGAGACAAACAAGAUAUCUCCAAGCACUGUGUCAAGUGUGAUGCAGUUCAUCUCAGAGAAUCAGGUUUUGCCUCCUGUUACAAAAAAAAACACCGUGAUCGAUAAAGAUAAUUUAACCAAUUCCAGUGUCGUUAAGGCUCUAAGUUUCCAAAAACGAGCUGAACUCUGUAAACAUCCUGUUGCCAAGAAACUGUUCACAUGUAUGGCUGAGAAGAAAACUAAUCUGAUUCUUUCUGUUGAUUUAACCUCAGUUUCUGAAAUCAUUGAAGCGAUUGAAAAGAUUGGUCCCUUUGUAUGUGCAGUGAAGACACAUGUUGAUAUCAUCAAAGAUUUUAACAAUGAUUUUCCAGUCAUGUUAACCAAGUUGUCAGAAAAACACAAUUUUGUUAUAUUUGAAGACAGGAAAUUUUCAGAUAUUGGUUCCACUGUACAGAAUCAAUAUGCAGGUGGGCUCUUCCGCAUUUGUGACUGGGCACAUUUAGUAACUGUUCAUCCAGUGCCUGGUUAUGGAGUCAUUGAAGGACUGAAGGAUAUUGGUUUGCCCAAUGGCCGAGCUUGUGUGUUAGUGGCAGAGAUGAGUUCAUCAGGAAAUCUUGCUAAAGGAGAUUACACAACAGAAGCAGUCAAGAUGGGUGCAGAACAUGACGAUUUUGUCAUUGGAUAUGUUUGCCAAAAUAACCUCACUUUUGACCCCAAGUUUAUUCAUAUGACUCCAGGUGUGCAACUCGUUCCUGGAAAAGACAAUCUGGGUCAACAAUAUCUGACCCCCAGAGUGGCUAUUUACAGUUUAUGA